AUGGCGAGCAAAGCUAUCAAAGUCGAUUAUAAUAGGCGCAUUGCAGUAAUUACUCUCAACCAGCCCGAAAAGCUAAAUACCUUCAACGAAGAGCAAUUCUAUUUUCUUGGGGAGUGUUUACGAGAGAUAGCAAAGCACGAUGAGGUGGCCAUUACUCUGCUCAUUGGGACCGGACGGUUCUUUUCAUCCGGCGCGGAUGUGUCUGAUCUGGGCAAAGUAAUGGCAGCGCCAAACCGCAAAGACAUCUUGGCGGCAUCCUUGUUCAACAACAUCGACCUCACUCGGGCGUUCUAUACGCACCCAAAGAUUUUGGUCGUGGGCCUGAAUGGCCCUGUUGUCGGCUUUCCAGCGGCGCUGAUCUCGUUUGCCGAUUUUAUAUACGCUCGGCCUCAUGCCUACUUGCUUCUUCCAUUCUCGUCGCUUGGGUUUGCAGCCGAGGGGGGCGCCUCACGUGCGUUGCGAGAUCGCCUCGGCGUAGCAAAAGCAAAAGAAGCCCUGAUGAUGAGCAAGCGUAUUCCGUCUGACCAACUUUUGGCUUGUGGAUUCGUGAACAAGAUUCUUCAGCCGCUCUCACAGGAAUCGAGCGCGGAUGGAGCUGACCCGUUGGAAUUCUUGAAACAAGUUCUCAAGGAGCUUGAUAAAGACCUCGGGAGUCACCUUAGUGAUUCAAGCUUGUUGAGUAUCAAGCAACAGUUUUUCCGACAUGACAGGCGGACAUAUGAGCAUACAAGCGUGCAGGAGGCGUAUACGGCGGUGGAGAAGAUGUGCGCUGGAGUUCCGCAAAAGCAGAUGCAAAGAAUAGCCGCCGCCAAGAAGAUGAAGUCCAAAUUAUGA
Messenger RNA from Trichoderma atroviride IMI 206040, 834 nucleotides. RefSeq lists its product as uncharacterized. Gene Ontology annotation, biological process: fatty acid beta-oxidation. NCBI's taxonomy places the organism in Eukaryota, Fungi, Ascomycota, Sordariomycetes, Hypocreales, Hypocreaceae. Gene Ontology annotation, cellular component: peroxisomal matrix. The record is from RefSeq and is a predicted model, not a curated record.